UUCCAGAAAUUUCUUUUGACAAUAAGGGAAAGCUGAGACUUUAUUAAUCACUGUGGAACUUUUCUGAUGCAUCUUGGAAUAAGGAUGGCGAGGGAUGAUAGCAUUUAUGGAAGCAGAAUUCCCUUGGUUCUCUUUUUAUGUCAAAUUAUUGCAGCCUUGGAUGUACCUCUUGAUCUGCCACAGCCUCCAACGAUAACACAGCAAUCUCCAAAAGACUAUAUCAUUGAUCCAAGGGAACCUAUUGUAAUACAGUGUGAAGCAAAAGGAAAGCCACCACCUACCUUCUCAUGGACACGUAAUGGAACUCACUUUGACAUAGAUAAGGAUGCACGGGUAAGAAUGAAGCCACACUCAGGAACUCUUAUAAUAAAUAUCAUUAAUGAAGAAAAUGGAGGAAAGGCAGAAUCAUAUGAAGGAGUUUAUCAGUGCACAGCAAGAAAUGAGCUUGGAGCAGCAGUUUCCAAUAAUAUUGUCAUACGUUCAUCAAGAUCCCCUUUAUGGACUAAAGAAAAAAUAGUUCAAAAAACGCUAACUGAAGGUCAAUAUGCAAUACUGCCUUGUGGGCCACCCAUGGGAUUACCGCCACCUGUAAUAUUUUGGAUGGAUAACUCUUUUCAAAAGCUGCCUCAAAAUAAUAGAGUUUCCCAGGGUCUAAAUGGAGAUCUUUAUUUUUCUAAUGUAAUACCAGAAGAUACCCGUCAAGAUUAUAUAUGUUAUGCAAGAUUUAACCACACUCAAACUAUUCAGCAGAAGCAACCAAUUUCAUUAAAAGUUGAACCUGUGGAUUCAUUGAAUGACACUAUAGCUGCUAAUAUGAGUGACUCUGAUAGUUAUGUUGCCAGGUUAUAUCCAGAAAGACGCCCAAGUCUUCUAACACCCUCUGGCAGCACAAGUAGUAAAACAGAAUUAAGAGGAAACACCCUUAUGUUGGAGUGCAUUGCAGAAGGAUUACCUACACCAGUUAUCCGUUGGAUUAAAGAAGGUGGUGAGCUUCCUGCCAACAGGACUUUCUUUGAAAAUUUUCAUAAAACGCUCAAAAUCAUAGAUAUUUCUGAAGCUGAUUCUGGAAAAUAUAAAUGUAUGGCAACAAAUCCUUUGGGUUCUGCUCACCAUGUUAUUAUGGUAAUUGUCAAAGCUGCACCUUACUGGAUAAGAGAACCAACAAACCUUGUAUUAUCUCCUGGAGAAGAUGGUUCUUUGAUAUGCAGAGCUAAUGGCAAACCCAAACCCAGCAUAAGCUGGUUGUCGAAUGGCGUUCCCAUUGACAUUGCUCCUGAAGAUCCUAGCAGAAAAGUAGAUGGUGAUACAAUUAUUUUCACUGAUGUCCAGGAAAGGUCCAGUGCUGUUUACCAGUGUAACGCCUCUAAUGAAUAUGGUUAUCUUUUGGCAAACGCAUUUGUGAAUGUUUUAGCUGAGCCACCAAGAAUCCUCACGCUACAGAAUAAACUCUAUCAAGUCAUUGAGAACAAACCUGCACUGUUGGAUUGUGCUUUUUUUGGUUCACCAGUGCCUGAAAUUGAAUGGUUUAAAGGAGUAAAGGGUAGUGUUCUCCAGGGAAAUGAGUAUGUUUUCCAUAAAAAUGGCACCUUGGAAAUUCCUGUGGCCCAGAAGGAUAGCAGUGGCACGUACACCUGUGUAGCAAGAAAUAAACUAGGGAAGGCACAAAAUGAAGUUCAAUUAGAAAUCAAGGAUCCAACCAUGAUUAUUAAGAAGCCUGAAUAUAAAGUUGUACAACGGACGGGGCAGGUUUCCUUUGAAUGUACAAUUAAACAUGAUGCUACCUUAAUACCCACAGUAACAUGGCUGAAGAACAAUGGUGAAUUACCAAAUGAUGAAAGGUUUGUUGUUGGUAAAUCCAACUUGACCAUUAUGAAUGUCACUGAUAAAGAUGGUGGAGCAUAUACUUGCAUAGCUAAUACCACUCUGGACAGUGUAUCUGCAAGUGCUGUGCUCACUGUUGUUGAUCGUCCCGAUCCACCUUUUGACUUAGAACUGACAGAUCAUCUAGAAAGAAGUGUUCAGCUUGCAUGGAUACCAGGCAAUGACAAUAAUAGUCCCACCACAAAAUUCAUCGUUGAAUAUGAAGAUGCCAUGCGUGAACCAGGGGUAUGGAACUACCAGACAGAAGUACCUGGCUUCCUCACAACUGUGCAAUUAAGGCUGUCACCCUAUGUUAAUUAUUCAUUCCGUGUAAUAGCUGUCAACGAGAUAGGACGGAGCCAGCCAAGUGAAGCCUCUGAACAAUACUUUACAAAAGUUGCAAAACCAGAUGACAAUCCUAGCGGUGUUCAAGGGAAUGGAUCAGAACCAGAUAAUUUGGUGAUCAUGUGGGAGCCUUUAAGACAUUUUCAGUCCAAUGGUCCAGGGCUUCGGUACAAAGUCAGUUGGCGGCAGAAGGAUGGUGAUGAUGAAUGGACAUCUGUUACAGUUGCAAAUGUAUCUAAAUAUAUUGUGUCUGGUACUCCUCCAUUUGCUCCAUAUGAGAUAAAAGUACAGGCCAUAAAUGACUUAGGAUCAGCACCUGAACCUAUAACAACAAUUGGAUAUUCUGGGGAAGACUUGCCAAUGGUUGCCCCCAGCAAUUUGCAGGUGCAAGUUAUAAACAGCACAUUAGCAAAAGUGCAGUGGGAUCCAGUUCCACUGAAGUAUAUCCGAGGUCAUCUUCAGGGAUACAAAAUUUACUACUGGAAAGUGAAAAGUUUAGCUGGAAGAAUUAAGCGGCAUGCAGAAAAAAAGAGUUUGGUUUUCAGUGGAAACAAGACCCAUGGAAUGGUGCCAGGAUUGGAGCCCUAUAGCUCUUACAAACUGAAUGUCAGAGUGUUUAAUGGGAAAGGAGAAGGACCACCAACACCUGAUGAAACGUUUAAAACUCCUGAAGGAGUUCCCAGUGCACCCUCCUUUUUGAAGAUUACUAAUCCAAGUCUGGACUCUCUCACUUUGGAAUGGGGUCCCCCUUCUCAUCCAAAUGGUGUUCUGGUAGGAUAUACAUUGAAGUUUCAACCAAUUAAUAAUACACAUGAAUUAGGCCGCUUGCAAGAGAUUGAUAUUCCAGCCAAUGAGACCAGCUGGAUAUUAAGAAGCUUAAAUUACAGUACUCGAUACAAGUUUUAUUUCUAUGCACAUACAUCAAUUGGCUCUGGAAGCCAAAUAACAGAGGAGGCAGUAACAAUUAUGGACGAAGUGCAACCAUUGUAUCCAAGGAUCAAAAAUGUUACGGCAAGUGCUGCUGAGACCUAUGCCAAUGUCAGUUGGGAAUUUGAGGGUCCAGUUCAUGAGAACAUUUAUGUUGAAUAUGGUGUGGCAGGCAGCAAAGAAGAAAUGAAAAAAGAAAAUAUUAAUGGUUCCCGGACCUUCUUUGUGUUAAAAGGAUUAACACCAGGAACAUCUUAUAAAGUCCGGGUUGGUGCUGAGGGUCUUUCUGGUUUUAGGAGUUCAGAGGCUGUGUUUGAGACAGGUCCAGCAAAGGCAAGUCGUCAGGUUGACAUUGCUACUCAAGGAUGGUUCAUUGGUCUUAUGUGUGCAGUUGCUCUUCUAAUCUUGAUUUUGCUGAUCGUUUGUUUCAUACGGAGAAACAAAGGUGGAAAGUAUCCAGUGAAAGAAAAGGAGGAUGCUCAUGGUGAUCCAGAAAUACAGCCUAUGAAAGAAGAUGAUGGAACACUUGGUGAAUACAGUGAUGCUGAUGACCACAAGCCUCUAAAAAAAGGAAGCAGGACACCUUCAGACAGGACUGUGAAAAAGGAGGACAGCGAUGAUAGUUUAGUUGACUAUGGAGAAGGGGUCAAUGGUCAGUUCAAUGAGGAUGGCUCUUUUAUUGGACAAUACAGUGGUAAAAAAGAGAAAGAACCUGCAGAAGGAAAUGAAAGUUCUGAGGCUCCUUCUCCAGUUAAUGCAAUGAAUUCAUUUGUCUAGAUAAAGAAGCUGUGCCCCAUUCCGACAACAUUGCCAUUAUUUUUUCAAGCACUUGUACGUCAUCCCCAUGUUAUGGACAUGAAGAAAACCAAUGUUUUACCCAGCAAAGUGUUUAUGCUCUAAGUACAUAUAGGUGAAACCGUUACUCUAUAUAACAACAGUAAGUAUGAAUCAUAAUGCAAAACUGGAAACAUUUUGCACAGAACUUGCU
Molecule: messenger RNA, 4120 nt
Organism: Varanus komodoensis (Komodo dragon)
Lineage: Eukaryota; Metazoa; Chordata; Lepidosauria; Squamata; Varanidae
Gene: NRCAM
Product: neuronal cell adhesion molecule
Exons: 27
Coding region: 67-3909 (1280 amino acids)
Biological process (GO): brain development; cell-cell adhesion
Molecular function (GO): cell-cell adhesion mediator activity
Source: RefSeq, a predicted model, not a curated record